UAUCUUUAGUUUUGUUAGUGCAGUGCUAACAGUUAGACGCAUAAACAAUGUUGAAACAAAUAAAGGAUAUUUUUUUGUUGCUUCUAAUAUUUCUAAUUCCAAAUGGCACAGAAUCGAAAAUAUCUUGCAAGGAUGAAAAGGGUCAAGAUGUAGACUGGUUUUAUUUAUACAAAUUACCCAUGCACUAUGCUGCCAAGAAUUCCACCAAGCCUCGAGAUAGUGCAGGACUAAAUUAUUUAUAUAUGACCAGUAAAUCUUAUGACAAUUGGAGUUUAUCGCCGAAGCAAAUUAAUGAAUCUUCUUCAAUGGCGGGCUUAACUUUGGAACCUUUAUUUGCCAAUGAUUCCAUAUUAUUGCUGGCCUACAAUGAUGAAUUUCCAAAUGGUACAGUUAUAUUUUCAGGUGGCCAUGCCAAGGGCGUUGUGGCCAGUGACGGAGUAACAGGGUUAUGGCUGAUACACUCAGUACCGAAAUUUCCAAACACCACAAAAUAUGAAUACCCCUCAACGGGUUGUCAUUAUGGACAGAGCUUUUUAUGCGUGACCUUGCCAGCCAGUGAAAUGGAAAAGGUGGCCGAACAAUUACUUUUCAAUGAACCCAAUAUUUACCACCACAAAAUAACCAAGGAAUUAAUGGAGCAAUUUCCCACCUUCGAAAAAGUACUGCAAAAGGAUUGGAUAAAAACGGAACCUUUUAACAAUGUUCUCAAUCUUAUUACCCUUGAGGGUAAAACUUUUAAAUCCUUUGCCAAAUCCAGUCAAUUCAAUCAAGAGCUGUAUGAAGACUUUGUGGCACCCACUUUGGAUACCAAUCUUUUGGUGGAAACAUGGCGUAAUGGUGGCGGAAAUUUACAAUCUAAUUGUACGCGCAACGAUAAGGUUUAUAAUAUUCAGAAAAUUGAAGAAGAAAAUUUCGGCUUGGAUUUCAAAACCACUCAGGAUCACUCGAAGUGGGCGGUGUCACAGAGUGUGGGUUUGAAAUUUUGGCGUUGGCGUUUUCGCAGCACAUCGAAUUGGAUUUGUGUGGGCGAUAUUAAUCGCCAGCAACAUCAAUUGGUGCGCGGUGGCGGGGUACUGUGUCAACAGAAUUCGAAAAUAAGCAAGCUGUAUCGUGGCCUUGUCAAGGAGUAUGAAUCGUGUUCGAAGAAGGAUUAAUAAUAAUAAAAGAAUAAUGAAAAU
This is a messenger RNA of Musca domestica (house fly), 1178 nucleotides long. It is a transcript of the gene DNaseII, whose product is annotated as plancitoxin-1. The coding region runs from base 48 to 1154 and encodes 368 amino acids. Lineage: Eukaryota; Metazoa; Arthropoda; Insecta; Diptera; Muscidae. Gene Ontology annotation, molecular function: deoxyribonuclease II activity. The record is from RefSeq and is a predicted model, not a curated record. Gene Ontology annotation, biological process: apoptotic DNA fragmentation. The transcript has 2 exons.